This is a messenger RNA of Lasiosphaeria miniovina, 2089 nucleotides long. RefSeq lists its product as uncharacterized. The transcript has a single exon. NCBI's taxonomy places the organism in Eukaryota, Fungi, Ascomycota, Sordariomycetes, Sordariales, Lasiosphaeriaceae. Bases 415 to 1872 code for a protein of 485 amino acids. The record is from RefSeq and is a predicted model, not a curated record.
UGUUCGGGACUAGUAAUUACCUGUCUGCUGUAACAACUUCCGGGUGCUUUCAGGUCGCCAGCCCCACACUCGUUGCGGUCGCCGACGCGUCUGUAAAUAAGCUGCCCUGGUGGCCUCUGAGCUCCCGCACUUCUACCUGCACCUUUUCACUUCCGCACCUCGUCACUUCCGCACCUCAUCACUUCCACACUUCUCUUCCGCACCUCUUCACUUCCAUAUUUCGUCACACAAACUCUUCCACACAGCUUCCAUCAUAAGUAAGCCUCCACACUCUCACCUUCACACAUCUUCGCAAGCUCGCACGCUUCCACACGUCUUCGGCAGCUGCGCACAUUUACACAUCCACACAUUCAUUUCCUUCCACACGACUACAUCACCUUCAUCCAUCGUCGCUAGUAAAAAAGGUUAGCAGCCAUGUCAAGCCCGGCAUCUUUGGGUGGAGGCUCUCGCGAGCCCCCCGAGCCCCCCUCCCCUGCCUUCCCGAGCGGCCUACUCGGUGGUUUCGUAGACCUCGGUCUGCAAGAUGUCAAGUUGAGACCGGGCCGAGCUGACAAUGGCAGUACCGGCAGUUCCAACCUGCCCAAGAAUUCGGAAAGCGGGGAAGUACUAGCAGAAAUGCAUCCCGACAGGGCGAAGCUGCUGGGGGAGACGAAAGCGUCUCCCCAGGACAUCAUCGAUGUCCAAGAGGGGGAAACCACAACCAUUAACGCCAGCUCGGGCGGAACCGAGGAGCAAGACCUGUCGUUCCUGACAGGCUCAAACCGGAUGGUGUUCUGCCACGGUUCAGGACCAGCAGAGGCGGAGACUGCGGCCGUUUCUGGGUCAGCUUUCGGGGCGGGUCGCGCCCCUACUCAACGCGUCGGGGGCACGCCUCACAGCUCUAACCAUCGCUCGGGCCGACAGCCUUCAGAUCGCCGAGGAGAACGGCGAGCGGAGUCCCGAGCCAAUCGCCCGCAAUCGCCGGGCCACUCUCGCGCUUCUCGUGGAACCACGGAGGAGGGUGAGAUCAAGAACGACGAGAAGACCUUGCAGCUGGCAAAUCGGAGCCAAGAGGGUCGUCUGUCGUAUCACGACGACGAAGACGAGAUGGCACAGUCAGCUAGUUCCGCUGGACGCGGACACAAGUCAUCCGACGAUACUCUAGAGAGUAUGGUUCGUGGCUUUUCUCGAGGUUCUGGUUCGCGUGGCCAGUCUUCAUCACCUCUGCCUCUGUCUCGCAGGUUCUCGAGUUCGCAGCAAGAAUAUGCUCCUAGCCAAGCGGCUAGACCGACCUUAUCGUACACUCCUCGGGUUGAAGUUGAGCAGCCCAAGAGAGAGCCGUCGCCUCCGAUUGAGUUCGGAGUCACGGAGAAGAUUGUGGACUUCGACGCACACCAUCCGAAAAUCCGAGAGCUAUUCAAGAACAGAAAGAACCCGUGGCUCGCGAAGAUCGAGCGACCCCGUGCAUGGGGCUUUUUUGGCGACGAGUGUCAGCCCGAGGAAGGCGAGAAAGAAGCAGCCACUGCGCCCACUGAGUCAGCGACCAAGACGGAGGAGCUGGCCAUUUCGAAGGCCAAGAAUAUUGUCACUCAAGACGAGCCGGCAAACGAAGGGCGGCAGCUCACACCGGUACUGGAGACCACGGAGGCAGAGAACAGUGCUACCAACUUUGAGAUGGACGUCGAUACCAGCAUGUCCAUUGAUAGCAAUGUGCCACCGUUUAAUCUUUCCAAGAACCCGUCCAAAUUCAAGGCCCCAGCCAAGCCCACGAAGCGUUCCAAGUCAGACGAGAAAGACAAAAAAGCUACUACCAUGACAACAGCCACCGGAGAGGGCUUGGAUACCCCUAUGACCGACUUCAGCCAAAAGUUUUGGAAAAAGAAUACACUCUGAUUCACUCUCGGUCUGAAAACCAAACAGCCCAGCCAGCCUGGGGAGCCCAAGCUCUCGACUGGACGAAACAAGGCAUUCAUGCGUGUUUGAUAUCUGAUUUUCCUCUUUUUAUUUUCGCUUCUUCCUUUCCUUUUCGAUAGAGGGUCAACGCUUGCGGCAGGCACAUCUUGUUGUUUUAUCCGACAUGUCACAUUCGCGGCUUCACUUCGAUCUUGAC